This is a messenger RNA of Hemibagrus wyckioides, 2819 nucleotides long. RefSeq names its product paraspeckle component 1 (gene pspc1). The record is from RefSeq and is a predicted model, not a curated record. Bases 141 to 1754 code for a protein of 537 amino acids. NCBI's taxonomy places the organism in Eukaryota, Metazoa, Chordata, Actinopteri, Siluriformes, Bagridae. Gene Ontology annotation, cellular component: nucleus. The transcript has 9 exons. Gene Ontology annotation, molecular function: RNA binding. Gene Ontology annotation, biological process: regulation of DNA-templated transcription.
UGCGCACUGUAAACCAGUUCGGCUGUUGCCAUUGUAACGUUUGGCAGAGACGCAUUAUUUAUUGUGUUGUUGUUGUAGUCACUCGUAAAGGGGAUUGGAUUUUAUUGUUAUCUUUUGUAUCACAACAGACCGCAGCUGAUAUGGCGAACCGAAACCUUAAGCAUGUAAACAUUCAGAACAGUUCUCCAUCUCCGAAGCCCCAAAAUCCGAGUCGCAACACGGACUCUCCGUCCACGGAGCGCGUGCAGAAGAUGGAGGGAGCGACGCCAUCGCCGAAAGUCACAAGCCCGCAACCAGAACCAGAAGGCAGCAGCGAGCCUCGGGAAGUGUUUUUGGACCUGAAGAGCUUCAGGAAACCGGGAGAGAAAACAUUUACACAGAGGUGCAGACUGUUUGUAGGCAAUCUCCCUACUGACAUUACAGAGGAGGACUUCAGGAAGCUCUUCGCUAAAUAUGGCGAGGCUAACGAAGUCUUCAUCAACCGGGACAGAGGAUUCGGGUUCAUUCGGCUGGAAUCAAGGACGUUAGCAGAGAUUGCCAAAGCAGAGUUGGAUGGGACAGUGCUGAGGAACAGGCCAAUUCGCAUCCGGUUUGCCACACAUGGAGCUGCUCUCACAGUCCGAAACCUUUCACCAGUUGUUACCAAUGAGCUCCUGGAGCAGGCAUUCUCACAGUUUGGGCCAGUGGAAAGGGCAGUUGUGGUGGUAGACGAUCGUGGCAGACCCACAGGUAAAGGCAUUGUGGAGUUUGCCAAUAAGCCUGCUGCACGAAAGGCUCUUGACCGCUGUGCUGAUGGAGCCCUUUUACUUACCACGUCUCCAAGGCCAGUUAUUGUUGAACCAACAGAGCAGUUUGAUGAUGAAGAUGGCCUUUCAGAAAAAUUAUUGCAGAAGUCUGCACAAUAUCACAAAGAAAGGGAGCAGCCUCCACGCUUUGCCCAGCCAGGCACCUUUGAGUUUGAGUACUCCUCACGCUGGAAGGCACUUGAUGAGAUGGAGAAACAGCAGCGCGAGCAGGUGAGAAGGAAUAUCCAGGAGGCCAAGGAGAAACUGGAGGCUGAGAUGGAGACGGCAAAACACGAGCACCAGCUCAUGAUGAUGAGACAAGAUCUCAUGCGCCGUCAAGAAGAGUUGCGCCGACUGGAAGAACUGAGAAACCAGGAGCUGCAUAAGCGCAAACAGAUGGCGAUGAGACAUGAGGAAGAAAGACGGAGACAUGAGGAAGAAAUGAUGCGCCACAGAGACCAGGAUGAUAUGAGACGUCAGCCUGAUGCCUUUAAACCCGGUUUUAUGGAUGGCAGAGAACAGGAUAUGAGAAUGAGUGAAAUGGGUGCCCGUGGAGCCGUUAAUAUGGGAGGUAUGGUCAAAAGUCUCAGCCCAAGCGUGAACCAAAUGUGUGAUUCUUUUAAUCCUGCCACUGCUGUUAGCGGUAACCAGGGCCCUGCUCAAAUGAUGGGCAUGGGCAUGUCAGGCCGGGGUGGAGCCAUGGGGCCAGAGGGAUCAUCAAAUAUGGGGGCACCCCUCAUACAGGAUAACGGAAAUAUGCGUAAUGAACGAUUUCCUCAGGGAGCACCUGCUCAAAUGGGUUCAUCCAUGGGUAUUCGACCAGGUGUUGAUUCCCCCCAGCAACAACAGUCACCUGUGAUUGGUGCUGCAGGACCUGUGCCUCCUAUGGGUGGUCCAGCUGGAUUUGGGCGAGGAGAUCCUGUUGGGGGAAACUUUGAUGGGCCCAAUAACAAGCGCCGUAGAUACUAGGCUUUUUACUUUAUUUUUUUUUCCCCUCUCAUGAUCGUGACAUCUAGUCGUUUGAUCCAGACCAUCUUAACUUCAUGGAUGAUGUUCAUUUUUAUGUCCUUUUCAGUGGCGCUGCUCUCAGGCAACCAUUAGCGUUGGCCUUUGUCGCAAGUAUCUCGGACAUAGCAUGAAUCAGUUCUGAUCAUAAAUUUGAAAACAGCCCUGUUUGGAGACUUAUACUGCCUUAACUGUGCAUAUGCUGUAGGGAAGUCAGAUUCUCGUCAGACGGCGCUUUUGAACGGUUGCAGUGCUUCUGCUUAGUGCUUUUCUUACCCUUUUUUUUCCCCCCUUGUUAUAAGAUCAGUCAAAGCUGGGUAACAUUUAUUAAAUCUGCUUAAUGACCAUAUCUGUGCUGAACUACUACAUAGGUGCAAAGUUUACCUGAACAUGUGGGACUUUUAUCAUUCUGUGCAGUUCAUUUAUUCCUGCUCAGAACUUUCUAUUUGACAAGACAUGUGGGAACAGAGAAUAGCAGAAUGAGUUAUACCUCUUUUGGUUUCCUGGCUUCUGUACAGAGUGUGAGUGGUAAGAUCUGUAUUAAGCAGAAACCAAGAAAUGGAACAGAAUAACUGUGAUUGUAUAAGAAUUUGAGUUGCAAAAUGCUCAUUUCAGGUAUUAUUACUUUUCUGUGAAAGCAAAGCAAAAACCCCUAUACACUAAUUAUUAACGGUGUCUUGUUAUACAGCAUGCUCUAAACAGAAACAUGUCACCUUUUCCAACCAAGAGGUUCUAAAAGUUUGUUGCACAUAACAUCUUCAAAUCUCAUGUUAUUAGAUAAAUGCUUUAGUCUAGCUUUUUUUGGCAAGAGCAUGUCGCUUGGGCCGUCUUCUUUGUACAACAUCUGAUUUACGGUGAUUGUUUUUUUUCGAUAACUUCUGGUAUAUGGAUAGCGAUAUUAGUGUGUGUAAUGUAGAAUGUGCAUGCUUUUUAGCAGUCAUUUUUGUUUUAGUGAACAUUUUAAACAUGCCGGGUUAUUUUCCUUUGCCUUCAAAUGGCCGUUCUUGAAUAAAAAUGCUUAAAAAGGUA